GCAUUAUUUGAGCACCUAACUACUGCUUAGGCUCCACGCUUAUUCCUUCGCUGCGAAAAAAACGAUGUCGUACCUGCUUCCUCACCUCCACUCCGGCUGGGCCGUCGAUCAAGCCAUCCUCGCCGAAGAAGAGCGGCUCGUAAUCAUCCGUUUCGGCCAUGACUGGGAUGAAACUUGCAUGCAGAUGGAUGAAGUGUUGGCAUCAGUGGCUGAAACAAUUAAGAACUUUGCGGUGAUAUACUUGGUGGAUAUUACUGAAGUUCCUGACUUCAAUACAAUGUACGAGCUGUAUGACCCAUCCACCGUAAUGUUUUUCUUCAGAAACAAGCAUAUCAUGAUUGAUCUUGGAACUGGAAACAACAACAAGAUCAACUGGGCGAUGAAGGAUAAGCAAGAGUUUAUCGACAUUGUGGAGACUGUUUACCGUGGAGCAAGGAAAGGCCGUGGUCUGGUUAUUGCUCCUAAGGAUUACUCAACCAAGUAUCGAUAUUAGAUACCUUGUUAUGUAUUUCCUAUGGUCGAACACAUAUGUGCUCCUAUUUUAUUCAUGUAACACUGAUUCUUGGCACAAAUGUAUCUGAAUGGAUUUUAAUCCAACUGCUAAAAAUUUGAAACUCAGUUAUUAAUUUUGAUGUUACGUAUCCAAGCAGUAACCUGUAAUUUGGCCUCCAUUGAUUUCUGUUUUCUUUUCUUUCUCCCCAAUGUUUAAAUUUAUCCUUGUCUUUUGAAGCAGUUUAAUGUUCGUUUUUGUCAUACAUCUUUGGAUUAGCGUAAGUAAUCUUCCCAGCCUUUAACUUUGCAGUUGUUUCAUUUAAAGAGUUUUAGCCUCUUUAGAUGAGUAAUUUCUCAUGCAAAACUAUAUAUCCUUGCUGUAGUAGGCAUAUAGCUUUGGUGUUUUAGUUUGCUUUAUAUUCUGUAGGAUAUGGACAUAGUGAAAUUAUGCUAUUCUGGCAUCAGUCAGUUAUUGCACUUCGGGCGGAAUGCCUUUAUG
Molecule: messenger RNA, 991 nt
Organism: Oldenlandia corymbosa var. corymbosa
Lineage: Eukaryota; Viridiplantae; Streptophyta; Magnoliopsida; Gentianales; Rubiaceae
Source: the annotation of a GenBank genome assembly